AUGGGAGUCUGUUGCCAAAAGGAAUAUUCUUCUUCAAAACGGCUUAUUUCCCCAACCUCAUACUCCAAAACCACAAUAUUAAAAUCCUCAUACCCUGACAGUAUCUCCAAGUAUUACACUUUUAUCCGUACAAUAGGCUAUGGGGCUUUUGGGACCGUCAGAGAAGCCACCCGCAUUAAUUCAUACGAAGUCCCUAUCCACGAAACUACUGAAAAGCACUACGCAAUAAAAUCAAUCAACAAAAACAAAGUAAAAAAUUAUUUAAAAUCUCUACAGAACGAAAUCAGCAUUCUUCAUAUAUUAGAUCACCCAAAUAUAGCCAGGCUCUAUGAAAUUUAUGAGGACGAAAUGUAUAUUCAUUUGGUUUCUGAGUAUUGUGACGGAGGUGAUUUAUUAGAAAAUUGAUCUGCACAUAGGAUUUCUUCUGAAGCAGAAAUUGCGAGAACUAUCCAGAGGGUUUUAUUAGCCAUAAAUCAUCUGCAUAGCAUGCAUAUAUGCCAUAGAGACAUAAAGCCUGAAAAUAUUUUAUUUUUAAAUAAUCAGCCAAAUUCUGAAAUCAAAGUUAUUGAUUUUGGGUUCGCGAAUAAAUUUUUGGGAACAGAAAUGGACUCUUUUGUAGGGUCUCCAAGAUAUUUAGCUCCAGAAGUAAUUAAAGGAAGCUAUGGAAAGCAAUGUGAUAUUUGGUCUGUAGGAGUUAUGAUGUAUUUUUUAUUAGUAGGAAAAUUCCCAUUUUCUGGGAAUUCGAUGCAUGACCAAUUUAAGAAAAUUUUAAAAGGAGAUUUUUGUAUUAAUAAUCCUGGAUGAACUUCAAUGUCUGCAGAAGCACAAGAUUUGAUAUAUAAAAUGCUAGUAUUAGACCCUGAUAACCGUAUUACUGCAGCACAAGCACUGAAUCAUAGCUGGUUUAAAUCAGUUAAUGAAAAAAUAUAUCCAAUUGAUCAACAAAUUUUUCAGUCAAUUAAAAAAAAUAUAUACCGAGUCACUGUGUGUUCAAAAUGCAGCCUUUAGAAGCCAUCUAUCUAAAUAUGGUGUAAAUAAAUAGAAAAUUCAUAUAUAAACUGUAUAAAGAUAAAGGAAAAUUAUGAAAUAUUGCUAUGAAAGUUUUAGUAAGAAAUCUUUCUCAAGAACAAAUAGAAGACCUAAAGACUGCAUUUCAUGAAAUUGAUAGAGAAAAAACUGGAUUUGUGAGGGCCGAAGAUAUACAAGCUUGCAUGGAAAAGAAUGGAUAUCAAAUGGCUAAAGAAGAAUUCAAUAAUUUACUCCAAAAAAUUGAAUAUAUUUUUUUAUAAAAAAUAAGCCAAUAAAUUAUUUGUCUUAUUAAUUCUUGUAUUUAAUAUAUAUAAAUAUAUAUAGGAAAAGGCAAAUUAAAUUAUACUCAAUUUCUCAUAGCAGCCCUAGACAGAAAAAAAAUUAUUGACGAAGAAAACACAUGGAUGACUUUCAGGUAUUUUGAUAUUAACGCUGAUGGGAAAAUCUGUUUAAAUGAUCUGAAAAGUGCUAUAGAAAAAGCAGGGUGCUAUAUAUCAGAAACUGAAUAUCGAGAAUUACUGCAAGAAUUUGAGCUGAAAUUUGAUGAGGAUAUUAGUUAUGAAGAUUUUGCUGAUAUUAUGAACUGUAAAGAUUAUUUAGGUUUUACUGAUGUUUCAAGCUCUUAUUGUACAGAGAUUGAUGAUAAUAGCUUAAAAGUCCCAGUAAGAAAGUUAAGCACAAAGCGCUUGACGAAUAGAAGAUGCUCAGUUGUAGAAGCAAUGAAAAGGGCAAGGAGAAGUACAAUGGAUCCACAAUUAUCGUCAACUCAAAUUAUUUAA
Molecule: messenger RNA, 1808 nt
Organism: Blepharisma stoltei
Lineage: Eukaryota; Ciliophora; Heterotrichea; Heterotrichida; Blepharismidae
Source: the annotation of a GenBank genome assembly